Fulmarus glacialis (Northern fulmar) is the source of this 1212-nucleotide messenger RNA. It is a transcript of the gene ZPR1, whose product is annotated as ZPR1 zinc finger. Gene Ontology annotation, cellular component: cytoplasm; nucleus. The annotation marks the transcript as partial. The record is from RefSeq and is a predicted model, not a curated record. Lineage: Eukaryota; Metazoa; Chordata; Aves; Procellariiformes; Procellariidae. Gene Ontology annotation, molecular function: zinc ion binding. The transcript has 12 exons.
AUGUGCGUAUUCCCGGCGCGCUCCUGCGCGAAUGGAGAGGCUGGUGGAGCUCGCCUCGGGCUGCUUGCUGAAGCUGGCCUGGAGCUGACGCUGCUGCUUUGGCGGGCACUGCGUGCCCCAGCGUGGUGGCUUAGCGUGCGGGAGCUCCUGGUUCUCUUGGGGAUCCCAACGCCGCUCUUCGACUGUCCUCUGCAGGACAUGAACAGGGAGGUGGUGAAGACCGACUGUGCCACGGCUCGAAUUCCAGAGCUGGACUUUGAGAUCCCUGCUUUCACCCAGAAGGGAGUUCUUACCACCAUUGAAGGGAUAAUUGACAGAGCUGUCGCGGGCCUGGAACAGGACCAGCCCGUCCGCAGGGCGACGGACGAAGAGGUGGCAAGUAAAAUAGAUGAGUUCAUUCGUAAGCUCAAGCAGCUGAAAGAAGUACAUUCCUCCUUCACCUUUAUCAUAGACGAUCCUUCAGGGAACAGCUUCGUGGAGAACCCUCACGCACCGCGGAAGGAUGACGCUCUUGUGGUCACUCACUACAGGAGGACUCCCCAGCAGGCUGCCAUGCUGGGACUGGAGGAAGAGGAGUCGGAUGAGAAGCCGGCUGAUUCUGCGGAGGAUCUGAGGAAUGAGGUACUGCAGUUCAACACCAACUGCCCCGAGUGCAACGCUCCAGCUAACACGAAUAUGAAGUUAGUGCAAAUCCCACACUUCAAGGAAGUGAUUAUCAUGGCCACCAACUGCGACUCCUGUGGGCACAGGACAAAUGAGGUGAAGUCCGGAGGAGCAAUUGAACCGCAAGGCACCAGGAUUACCCUUCGGAUUACAGACCCUUCCGACAUGACAAGGGAUAUCCUAAAGUCGGAGACGUGCAGCGUGGAGAUCCCAGAGCUGGAGUUUGAGCUGGGGAUGGGAGCGCUGGGGGGGAAAUUCACCACGCUGGAAGGGCUGCUGAAGGACAUCAGAGACCUGGUUGAGAGAAACCCCUUCACUCUGGGGGACAGCUCUACGCCCAGCAAAGCAGAAAAGCUGCAAGAGUUCAUUAGGAAACUGCAUGAGAUCAUAGAGGGAAAGGCAAAGGCUCACUUCAUCAUGGAUGACCCUGCAGGCAACAGCUAUCUUCAGAACGCGUACGCCCCGGAAGAGGACCCGGAGCUGAAGGUGGAGCGCUACGAGCGGACGUUUGAGCAGAAUGAAGACCUGGGCCUGAACGACAUGAGGACG